AUGGAGCCUCAAACUAAACACCAAGUGCUUUGGGAUGGUGCUUCUCAGAAUUUUGACGAAGUUCGUGCUAUUUCUGGUGUAGAUCAAGUUCUUCCGAUUAGCGAAUUUCAUAAAUAUAUGUCAAGUGUAUUAAAAAAUGGAGCGGCACUUUCUGUUGACGUUGAUGCUUUAAUGGACGCAGUUGUUUAUGAACCUGACUUAAGAUCAAUCCAUCAAAUGUUAUAUAAUGGUGGUUUAACUCAUCAACCGCUGAAUGAUAAAAUUGAUCAACUUCGUUGGAGGAAAUCUAAACAUGAGCAGGAUUUGAUGCGUGAGACUUGCAGGAUUGGGUCUGAGUCGAUAAAUGCACUUUUAAGGGAAUGCUGUGAAGAGAGGAAUGAAUCCAAUAUUGUUGGCUUUUUGGACCACCAAUGUCGACGUAGAGGUGCAGAUAGAUUAGCAUAUCCCCCUGUUGUAGCUGCUGGGAACAAUGCAAACACAAUCCAUUACAUCUCUUCUAAUAAACCUAUUCGAAAAACCGAUUGUGUACUAGUAGAUGCUGGUUGUGAUCUCCAUGGAUAUGUUUCUGACAUUACAAGAUGCUUUCCAACAUCAGGAAGAUUCUCUGCUGUGCAAAGAACACUUUAUGAUGUUCUCAAUGAUAUACAAUCUCAACUUCUGCAUUAUGUUCAAACUGUGAGGCCGCUUCGUUUAAAUGAGCUUUACAAACACAUGGUCGAGCGCAUGGCAGAUUCUUUAUCUUCAAUUGUUUUCUUUCGAAAAGAUUUGUCACAGAAGGAAUUGAUCAAAGAAUGCGACAGACUCUGUCCUCAUCACGUAUCCCAUUACCUUGGCAUGGACGUGCACGACACCCCUUCAAUCGCCAAAAAUAUUGAAUGCCCUCCAGGUGUGAUUAUUACCGUUGAACCUGGCAUUUAUAUCAGGCCGGAGAAUACAGCCGUUCGGAAUGAGAAUUGGAUUCCGGAUAGAAGAUGAUGUCCUUUUGACGGAAACAGGUGCGGAAAUUCUUACGGCAAACUGCAUCCGUGAUCCAGAAGAUAUUGAAUUAGUU
Molecule: messenger RNA, 1051 nt
Organism: Meloidogyne enterolobii
Lineage: Eukaryota; Metazoa; Nematoda; Chromadorea; Rhabditida; Meloidogynidae
Source: the annotation of a GenBank genome assembly